UGUCGUCUCCGUGAUGUGCAGCUGAUCCCGACUUGUCACUCGCUGUGCCCCUUUCUCUCUCUAUUCUUCAUCUCUUUUACCACCGUUUUCUCUCUCUCUCUCUCUCUCUCUCCACACCCAGCUAGCUUCAAUGGCGACCCAAGAACUCAACAUAUCUCCUUCGCUCCCUCCAUAUCCCCAGAUGAUUAUGGAGGCAAUUGAUGCACUGAAACAAGUGGAGGGUGCUAACAAGUCAUCGAUCUCCAAGUACAUGGAAUCCAAGUACGGCGAAAUGCCUCCGGGGCAUGCUGAGUUGUUAUCGAAUCACUUGACUAGAAUGAAGGACAUUGGGGAGCUUCUGUUCAUCAAGAACAACUAUCUUAAGCCCGGUCCGGAUGCACCUCUCAAGCGUGGUAGAGGCCGACCCCCGAAGCCAAAGGAGUCCCUUCCCCCGGGCGCCACCCCCGCUUCUCCUAGGCCUAGGGGUCGGCCGAGGAAGGACCCUAAUGCACCACCUGCCCCCAAGAAGCCCAAGCCCCCAUCAGCUGCCCCGAGCAUCUCCAAGACUGGCAGGCCUAGGGGAAGGCCGAGGAAGGUGAAUCCGCAGCCAUUUCAGACUGGUGUUGAGGCCUGAGAUGGUGGCUCUUGUUUAUCUUAGAGGUGAAUUGUGCUUUUUAACUUUUAGUGUUCGUGUGUAGUGUAGCCCGAUGUAUAUUUGCUUAGCGAUUGUCUCGGUCCGCUAGAACUUGCUGUUUCGAUAGUGUUCACUUGAAUUUCUGGUGUUGUGUGUACUGUUACAUUUACGUCACAUGCAUUCUCCGACAACCGUUGGCUUUGCAUGUGGAUCCUCUGAGUAACCAUGAAGUAGUUCAAUUUCUCUUGCAAA
This is a messenger RNA of Salvia hispanica, 865 nucleotides long. Its product is annotated as HMG-Y-related protein A-like. Gene Ontology annotation, biological process: nucleosome assembly; chromosome condensation; regulation of DNA-templated transcription. NCBI's taxonomy places the organism in Eukaryota, Viridiplantae, Streptophyta, Magnoliopsida, Lamiales, Lamiaceae. Gene Ontology annotation, molecular function: double-stranded DNA binding; nucleosomal DNA binding. Gene Ontology annotation, cellular component: nucleolus; chromatin; nucleosome. The record is from RefSeq and is a predicted model, not a curated record.